This is a messenger RNA of Caenorhabditis remanei, 318 nucleotides long. RefSeq lists its product as uncharacterized. The record is from RefSeq and is a predicted model, not a curated record. The transcript has a single exon. The coding region runs from base 1 to 318 and encodes 105 amino acids. Gene Ontology annotation, cellular component: uniplex complex; mitochondrial inner membrane. Gene Ontology annotation, biological process: mitochondrial calcium ion homeostasis; calcium import into the mitochondrion. Lineage: Eukaryota; Metazoa; Nematoda; Chromadorea; Rhabditida; Rhabditidae.
AUGGCCACCAAAGUCUCAGUGCAAAACGUGUUUAGAGCCUUUCUCAAUUAUGCUAUCAACUCCAUCCCAACUCAAACGGGUAUCAGCGUAACUUCCGCGGCGCCUGGAAGUGUCGGACAGCGGCCAUUCACCAAUAAAACUGGAGUAAUCAAAGUAAGAUUAAAAUUACAAGUUUUCCAUUUCAAACUAUUGGAAUUUUCAGCUUCUUUUUGUCCCAGCCAGCUCGUUGCACUCGGCGGGUUGAUUGCUCACAAAGGAGCUUCUUAUUUGGAGGAAAAUGAGAUUUUCGUGCCAACCGAUGAGGAUGACGACGACUAA